AGAAAUAGAUUGCCUAAUCUAUAAUAGAAGAACCAAGAACGCAGCUCAUCUCCCCAAAUCCCUCUUUUGACUUUCAUCCUCUCUUUACCAUAUCCACCUCUUCUUCUCCUCGAUUCCACCAUCUUCGUCUCUCUCAUCACCCGAUCAUUCAAAUUCUCACUCCUCUGGCCUUCGAUCAUGCCAAUUUUUACUCGAAUUUCUAAAUGAUUAUCAAUUUGCUAUCAGUGAAGUCCUUCAGCAGUUUCAUCCUUCCGAUCGAUUGAACUUUUCUCUAAUUGACAGCCACAAUUAGUAGCUUCUACCAUUUGGGAUUCUGGGUUUCGUGUUUUCGCCCAGUUCUCUAAAAUUUUAUGUCCUGUUGGUUGCGAUGAAGAUCGAGGAGCUCGAUGAUGGCGCGGAAAGUAUGAUAGAGAGCAAGUACAGCAGAAAUAGCGAAACGAGGCUGAUCGCGGUUAGGGUUGACGCAAAAAGGGCUUUAGUCGGAGCCGGGGCUCGGAUCCUGUUCUAUCCGACCCUUUUGUACAACGUAUUCCGCAACAAAGUUCAAGCGGAGUUCCGGUGGUGGGAUCAAAUCGAUCAGUUUCUACUGCUGGGCGCUGUUCCAUUUCCAAAGGAUGUACCCCGUUUGAAGCAGCUUGGAGUUGGGGGUGUAAUUACUCUGAAUGAGCCCUACGAGACUCUGGUCCCGACAUCUUUGUACUAUGCUAAUGAGAUAGACCAUCUUGUCAUCCCCACUAGGGAUUAUCUCUUUGCUCCUUCUUUUGGGGAUAUUAACCGUGCAGUGGAUUUCAUUCACAGAAAUGCGUUGAGUGGUCAAACAACAUAUGUUCAUUGCAAAGCAGGGCGAGGAAGGAGCACAACCAUUGUUCUCUGUUAUCUGGUUCAAUAUAAGCAUAUGACUCCCGCUGCUGCACUUGAAUACGUUCGGUCUAGAAGACCCAGGGUCUUGUUAGCUCCAAUCCAAUGGAAGGCAGUUCAAGAAUAUCAGCAGCGAUGCAUGGCUUCAAGAACGGUCUGCACAUCCGGGGAUGCUGUGUUAAUCACAAAAGCUGAUCUAGAAGGGUAUGAUAGUCCUUGCAAUGACAACUCAAGUAAGGAGCUUGCAGUCGUGUCUAGAAGGUCGAACACGAGUCCUAUGAUGGCUAGGUUGUCGUGCCUCUUUGCAUCUCUGAGAGUUUCAGGUAAUUGUGGACCUGUAAUGAGGCAGCUGACUGAAGCGCGUGCUUGUUGAAUUUUACCCUUAUCCAAGAGCUGCUGAAGUGCGUACAGACAAGUGUAAGUUAAUACUGUGUUUUACAAGUAGAUCAAGGAUAAAUAAAAAAGAAUCAUGACUUGGGCAUUGUAUAUAAUGUGGGAUAUGCUUCUUUAUUUAUGUAUAUCAGAUCGAAUUGAGUCGAGUCGAUACAUUGGUAAGCUCGAGCUUGAGUCGACACCGGUCGAGUUUCCCCCUUGUUUUUCUUUAAUUUGAGCUCAAUCCGAUGGCAAAUUCGGUAUAUUUGAGCUGGACUCGACUAUUGUAAGUAGUAAGUAGUUUUGAGCUUCUUGUAAAUUGAUCGAGUUUACAACAACUCAGGUUCGAUUCCA
Molecule: messenger RNA, 1584 nt
Organism: Salvia miltiorrhiza (redroot sage)
Lineage: Eukaryota; Viridiplantae; Streptophyta; Magnoliopsida; Lamiales; Lamiaceae
Product: phosphatidylglycerophosphate phosphatase PTPMT2-like
Exons: 6
Coding region: 368-1231 (287 amino acids)
Biological process (GO): protein dephosphorylation
Molecular function (GO): protein tyrosine/serine/threonine phosphatase activity; phosphatidylinositol-4,5-bisphosphate 5-phosphatase activity
Source: RefSeq, a predicted model, not a curated record